Messenger RNA from Cyclopterus lumpus (lumpfish), 4375 nucleotides. It is a transcript of the gene arhgap27, whose product is annotated as Rho GTPase activating protein 27. NCBI's taxonomy places the organism in Eukaryota, Metazoa, Chordata, Actinopteri, Perciformes, Cyclopteridae. Gene Ontology annotation, molecular function: protein binding. Gene Ontology annotation, biological process: regulation of GTPase activity; signal transduction. The transcript has 18 exons. The record is from RefSeq and is a predicted model, not a curated record. The coding region runs from base 325 to 3396 and encodes 1023 amino acids. Gene Ontology annotation, cellular component: cytoplasm.
UAAAAAGAAUGCAUGGAUAUCUAAAAUAUGAUGGGAAGCGUAACUCAAGAGCCAGACUUCCCAUUUCUUGUGGUUUUAGUGCUGUAAUGUAUCACCGGGUGCUUCUUUCGGUGCAGAAACACAGAACAGGAAACAAGAGUGAGCCAAGCGAGCGGAGACAAAACAUCAAGCAGCAGUUUUGAGCUCCACGAGCCCCUGAGAUACAAAAACUGCUUCAAGGUCGUUUGAGAGUUCAGAUCUUUGAAAACUACAACAGCUCCGAGAUGUUGGCGGCGUGUCCGCGGUAACGCGCAGGACGCACACGACACGGGUGCGCCGAGGAGCAUGGAGCAGGUGGAGGUGCAGGUGCUGCACGAAUUCGAGUACACGGCGAAGGACGGUCGCCUUGUCUCCAUCAAGGCCGGCGAACGCUACAUCCUGGUCUCCCAGACGAAUGAGCACUGGUGGCACGUCCGCCAAGACCGGCACGCCAGGCCCUUCUACGCCCCCGCGCAGUACGUGAAGGCCCUCCCGCCACCUCCCGGGGCCUCCCCUGGUCCUGGUGAGCCGGAUGAGUGUGUGACCGACGGUGAACCGGAGGUUAUGGCUAUUCUGACCCCACGUGAAGAGACAACGGUGAUCCGUGCGUCUGCGCCGGGCGCUUCGAGACAGACUCACCGCUUCUCCACUUUUGGUUUCUGUGAGAACGCACCAGAUGUGAAGCCCUGGGAGACUCUGCAGGACGGACAGACCACCAGCACCAGCAGCACCAUCACCACCAGCAGCAUCAGCAGCAGCACCAUCACCAGCAGCACCAGCACCAUCAGCAGCAGCUUUGCACACAACCAGGAUAAUAUACAGACACACAAUUCGACAGAGGCCUUCUCGUUCACGUCUGAACAUCUGGGUGCUGGCGGCCUGCAACUGUACGGGACGCCUCACCCCAGGUCAAAGGUCAAAGACGGACGGCGACGGUCUGAAAACUCCCCGCAGGAGGAGAGAGUCGAACAGCAGACACAAACUUUUCUUUUCGAUGAAGACAUGGACUUCCCUUCCCCUCCUAGGUCUCCCAUAUACGAGACCAUACCAGAGCUCAACAUCCCAGAAUGUUCUGAGCUGCCUGGUCCUGUUGCUUCGGACGACGCGUUAAUGGAUGAGCAGCAGAAUUCAAAUGAAAAAGCAGAAGCUACUUCUCCGACAGAUGGAGGUCCCACGCAGCGGGUGGAGAAUCAAAGUCUCCGGUCAGCCGUCUACGCCAAUGUAGCACAACUUCGCCAAAGCACCUCCGAGUCUCCCCCCUCGUCCUACUCGCCCUCCUACCUCGACCCAGAGGGAUGGGAGGUGCACGUUGACGAGGACAGCGGACAGGAGUACUACUACCACCCGCCCACGGGGCGCACCACCUGGGACAACCCCUUUCUGGACUCCCCCACGGACCCCGAGCCGCCCUGUUCCCCGUCGCCUCCUCAGUCUCCCGUCCUUUCUCCGUCCGCCGCCUCCCCGCCCGCGUGGGCCUCCGACUGGGAGCAGUUGGUGGAUGAGACCAGCGGCCGCCCCUACUUCUACAACCCGAUGUCUGGGGAGACGUCCUGGGAGCCCCCGGAGCACCUGAGCCCCUACCCGCCUCUGAUGGAGCCCAUGAGCGUGCACAGGUUUCACGAGGAAGGGCCGCCUCCCUUUCCCGAGGAGGACUACCCCGAAGGGGUCUACCCAUCUGCUGAUCCACCAGAGGGGUACGAGGAUCUCUUCGCCGCGGGCCCUCCCACUCUCCCUAGAGAGUACAGCAUCAGUCACGUGAGCCAGACCGUCAUCCCGCGGGCCACCCUGGACCGCAGCACCCCGACUGGUUGGACCCUCAAUGUGGAACCCAACGGGACCUGGGUGUUCACUAGCGAGCACUCGCCGGAGCAGUGGAUCAAGUCCGUGGAUGAUCGAGGGCAGACCUACUUCUACCUGAGAGACGGCUCCAGGUCUCAGUGGACCCUGCCCGAGGUUAAGAGCCCUCCACAGGCCUCCGUGGCCGCCGGCCAGUUCAGGAUGGAGAACGGCGUCGAGGGGGACAACGCGUCGGUCAUCAAGAACUGGAGGCACACCAUGGGACCCGGGCAGCUCAGCCCCUCGGCCCAGGACGAUGGGAGGUUCGUACCGACUCACCGAAGGAACACGUCCGACUACAGCAGCGACAGCUCCAGCACAGGAAACUCUCCGGAGACGCAGCACAACGUGCAGAACCUGGAGAAGGCCGGGAUCCUCAACAAAACAAAAGUGUGUGAGAACGGCAAGAAAGUACGGAAAAACUGGGCCCAGACGUGGACGGUUCUCCACGGAGGAGUGCUGACGUUCCACAAAGACCCAAAGUCUGCAGCGAUGGGGGCCUUGCACAAGACCAAUCAGAUCGUCCCGGAGGUCACGGUGGACCUGCGAGGAGCGUCGAUCGGCCGGGCGUCGAAGGACAAGUCCAGCAAGAAGAAUGUUUUAGAGUUAAAAGGGAAGAACGGCGUUGAGUUUUUGAUACAGUACGAUACCGAAAGCAUCAUCACGGACUGGUACAAAGUCUUAAUGGACACCAUACGGCAACUGGAGUACCUGGACCAUCAUUCGGAGGAGGACGACGGGGACAUUUACGAGAAGAUCGCCAUCACGGAGCGAGAUGACAAGCGAGAUGACAAGCUCCCCGACAAGCGGAGACCCUCCAGGCCGAGCGUCACGCACUCGUCCAGCUCCGCGGGCGACACGGACCAGAAGCGGAUCCGAACCAAGCUCAUGAAGUUCCUCAUGAAGCGGCCCACGCUGCAGUCCGUGAAGGAGAAGGGAUACAUCCGAGACAAUGUGUUCGGAUGCCAUCUGGCCACACUGUGCGCUCAGGAGAAUAACACAGUUCCUAGUUUUGUGGAGAAAUGUAUCAAAGCCGUGGAGAAGAGAGGUUUAGACAUUGAUGGACUCUACAGAGUGAGUGGGAACCUCGCGGUCAUCCAGAAGCUCCGCUUCAAGGCCGAUCACGAGGAGCUGGACCUGGAGGACGGCCAGUGGGAGGACGUGCACGUCAUCACCGGAGCGCUGAAGUUGUUCUUCCGAGAGCUUCCCGAGCCGCUUUUCCCGUACAGCCACUUUAACGACUUCAUCACAGCCAUCAGGAAUCCUGAUUACAAAGCAAAAGUGUCUCACAUGUGCGAGCUGGUCAACUCCCUCCCUCGGUCAAAUCAUGACACCAUGAAACUCCUUUUUGGGCAUUUACGAAGGCUCAUUCAAUACGGAGAGGACAAUCGCAUGACGGUGCAGAACGUGGCCAUCGUGUUCGGCCCGACUCUGCUUCGGCCGGAGAUGGAGGCGUCCAACAUCGCCAUGCACAUGGUCUUUCAGAACCAGAUCGUGGAGCUCACCCUGAACGAAUACGAGCGCUUCUUCUUCUCCAGCUAAAAAAAAAAAAAAAAAAGCCCGGCCGCCGCGCCUCCCACGGGCCAAACGUCCUCAAUGUGCUCACGUUACUCCAAGUGCUAGAUUGACCCCCUUCUUCGCGUUCACGUAAAAACGGCUUCAGUGCAACAUCCGAAAAUGAAACUCCCUCUUGUGAAAUAAGUUUAAAGGGCUCUUCAAGUUUUCUUCGCUCAGGAUAUUUGAGGUUUAACCACAUAUAAAUAUGAUUAAAUGUGGUAUUUUCUGAGAAUAUUUGAAGCCGGUCUAACCACUGUUUUGUCCAGAUUUAGUCCCGUAGGAGGCUGACACCGUUAGAUCCAUCUUUGGCAGUAUUAUAUAUGAUUGAGUCACGCGGGCGGGGGCAUCUCAGAGCUAUCGGGCUUGUUGCUUGGGUUGAAGAAAGAGUGCAUCAGAUUGCUCGAGCUGUCCUAAUCUUUUAAAGUAUACUUUCUGGAUAUUUGAAUUGUUUAUUUUUGGCAUUGUUGAAAUCGUGGCGAUAACAGAACCCAAGUCAAGGGUGCACGGAUGCAUUGAUGCUCUCCUCAAAGAAAAUGCUCGAUGAUUGCUACCAUCUUUAUUUUAGAAAUUGGAACGACAUUUAAAUAUUGUUUUGAAUUUAAAAUGACAAUAACUGAUAUUGUAUUCUAAUAUUGUGUAAUUUUUACCCAUGAAUUUUAAUGUAAUAUAGUAAAUGUAUAAUAAGAAAUAUUAAAAACCAACAUCUCGCUGUGAAAUAGAUGAUGACAUAGAAUUCGAUAGAUUAUUUUCCACUCAAUAAAAUGCCAUUUUUCUGUAUAAUAACACCAUAGAAAUAUAUAAACUAAUGAUACAUUUUUUUUGACAGUAAAAUCAGUCUGAACAUGAAACAGUAAAGUGGAUUCUCGAAAAGAUGGAUGACCUGUAAAUAGAAAUAGAAGGCAUAUUCAUGCUGUUAUUCCAUAAUAAAAAAUAACUUUGUAAAUAAAGUACAUCUGUUUAUGUA